Molecule: messenger RNA, 1277 nt
Organism: Exophiala viscosa
Lineage: Eukaryota; Fungi; Ascomycota; Eurotiomycetes; Chaetothyriales; Herpotrichiellaceae
Product: methylglutaconyl-CoA hydratase
Exons: 2
Coding region: 171-1079 (302 amino acids)
Biological process (GO): fatty acid beta-oxidation
Cellular component (GO): mitochondrion
Source: RefSeq, a predicted model, not a curated record
GCUUCAAUCUCCGCAUCAGCCAAGAAUCGGCUGUCGGCCCGGACGCCUAUUCUGCGGGCUUUCUCGGGCGACUCCAACCGCGAUGUGCUACCCCAGACAAUUAACUGCGCUCAAUGCCCUCGCAUGCUGCAGGUCAACACAACACAGGUUAACACCACAGUUCGCUUACCAUGCGAACCUCAUUGGCAUAUAGGACUGGAAGCCUCCUUCGCGCUUCUCGCAUGCACUAUCGGACCUACGCAUCUUCCUCCACUAACGCAUCCCCCAUCAAAGUCCAAGUCCACCCGGCGCCCAACUCAGGCAAGAUCCGCGUCCUUCUUCUCGACCGUCCAGAAGCUCGCAAUGCCCUCUCACGCAGACUUGUGUCUGACCUCCGAGAACACGUUUCCGAAAUCCAAGCCGAGAACGGUUCAGGUCCAACCCGAGCCCUAAUCCUCGCGUCUAAUACCGAUAAAGCGUUCUGCGCAGGCGCAGAUCUACGGGAACGAAAAGGCAUGACCCAUGAAGAAACCCUCGAGUUCCUCAGCUCCAUGCGGAACACGUUCACCGAAAUAUCGAACCUCCCCAUCCCGACCAUCAGCGCCAUUUCUUCUGUUGCCCUAGGAGGUGGCACCGAGAUCUCACUUUGCACCACGUUUCGCAUUUUCAGUUCAACUGCGAUCGUAGGCCAACCCGAGACCAAGCUAGCCAUCAUCCCCGGUGCAGGUGGGACGUAUCGUCUCCCCGCACUCAUUGGUGUCAACCGCGCACGCGACCUCAUCCUGACAGGACGACGAGUUGGCGGCGCAGAGGCAUAUUUUCUAGGUCUGUGCAAUCGCCUGGUCGAAGUGACGCCAGAAGAGGCGAAAGAAGAAGGCAAGGCACGGCAAAAGGUCCUUGAUGCAAGUUUACAACUCGCCAACGAGAUCUGUGAAGGUGGACCUAUAGCUGUGACUCAGGCAAUGCGCGCGAUGAACGGCUGGCAACGCGGCGAGCCAUCUGAAAACGAGGCGUACGAUGUCAUCCUGAAGACUGAAGACCGCGUCGAGGCGCUCAAGGCGUUCGCCGAGAAGAGAAAGCCCGUCUUCAAGGGCAGAUAAUGGAAAAUCUGUGGCGGCAGACAUGCUUUCAUCACCGUGAUACCCCUUGUAAGAGCCCUCUCAACGUCGAAGUAUUCUCAUGGGAAGCAAGCUUCACUCGAGAGACAGGUUGGGGCUACAACUAGACGAACGUCAUGAAUAUAAAAUUCGUUGCAAAUCUCAUGCACACUGAGCAAGAUAUUCGAUACGCCGCAUAUC